Eutrema salsugineum is the source of this 1107-nucleotide messenger RNA. RefSeq names its product B3 domain-containing protein At3g25182. The transcript has 2 exons. Lineage: Eukaryota; Viridiplantae; Streptophyta; Magnoliopsida; Brassicales; Brassicaceae. Gene Ontology annotation, molecular function: DNA binding. The coding region runs from base 1 to 1107 and encodes 368 amino acids. The record is from RefSeq and is a predicted model, not a curated record.
AUGUAUUACUGCGAUCAUAAAGCCGUUGCAGAGAAGGAGAUUACUUCUCGUAAUUGCUUAUGUUUAGUUGAUGCCGCCGUUAUGUUGUACGAAGAAGAUAAGAAGACGAAGACUCUCUCUGCAAAGGAAGAAGAAAGCGACAAGAGAAUCUUCCGUCUUUUCCCGAGAAAAACAAGAACUCCGGUCUUUAUUAGAAGAAACCCACAACAGAAUCUUAAUGGGGCUUCUUCUUGGUCUUCAUCGUUUCUUCUCGACCCUAACACGAUCCCGGCUGAUUCGAAGACGAGAAACCCACAAAACCCUAAUGGGCUUUCUUCUUCUUCUUCUUCAUCGUUCCUUCUCGACCUCAACACGAUCCCGCCUGAUGAUUCCGAGACCCAAAACCCUAAUGGAGCUUCGUCUUCUUCUUCAUCGUUUUUUGGAGAUUACAAGAUCGCGGCUAGGUCGUCUUCGAAGAUGAUGGACAUGAGAAACUCACGAAACCCUAAUUCCCAAUCGUCUCUGUCUUCGUGCCUAACGGAGAACAAACCCCACAAGAGACGUGCCACACAAGAUAUCAAACCUAUUGGUAAAUCCAAGAAAGCAAAGGUUGCUACUUUUUCAUGGAUAGGGAGAGAGACUCCUGAAUGGCUAACCCUGCUGAUGAAAGACACUAACGAAACUGUAGUUAAGUGGGGAGAGAGAACUGACUUGAGGCUAAUCUUUGAAAGGACUCUGUUCAAAACAGAUGUCAACCCUGGCGAGAGCCGUCUCUCCAUGCCUUUCAACGAGCUGAUUCAAAAAGACUUCUUGACCCCUGUCGAGUUUGGAAUCAUAGAAGAAGACAUCAACAGUGAUAAGAAGAUGGGAAUUGGAGCGAUUCUGAUUGAUCAACAGAAUGUAAAGUGGGGUGUGAUGUUGAAAAGAUGGGAGAUGAAGAAAGAUUCAGGAAGAGGAAGCUGGAAUUACGCUUUGACUUGUGGGUGGAACGAGAUAGUCAAGGCUAAUGGAUUGAAACAAGGAGACGACAUCAGUAUUUGGUCAUUCAGGUGGGGUGGUCUCCUCUGUUUUGCUCUUGUUACUCCUCCUCCUUCCAUGGCACAGAGUAGCUCUUCCCUUGUGGUCUAA